AUCGGCAGCUCGCGUACGCGCAUAAUACAUAGAGCCAGCUAUAUAUAAGCGCGGAGAGCACCCGAGAGAGCCGCAGCGGCUCGUGCAUGUGCAAUCCUACUCUGUAUCAACACGUGUGCGCUGCUGUUGGCUCGCGUGCGGGUGUCUCGCUAUUCCGCAUUGGAAAAUAGGAGCCUAUAUAUACAUAAUACAAGCUGCGCGACGAUAUAUAAGCGGCAGCGGCGAGUUGCACAAAGUGCUAAAAGAGAAUAUACGCGUAUUAUGCGCUCGCGCGAGUCAGUGUGGGUACGGAGAGGUUCGAUAUAUAUAUAUAGUGGUUUUGCUAUAUUGUGUGUAUAUGAUAGUAGUAGUGGUGCUGCAGCUCCUUUAUAUAUGACCGCGUGUGUACAUAAGUGCGCGACAAAUUGAAGUAGUUAUUUGCGUUCCGCGUUGCUGGACAGACGAGAGCGUAGCACGGCAUAUACAUAUUAUAAAUCGGCUGAAGAGACUGCUUGCUGCUGCUCCUGAAGGAGCCAAUCGAAGCAAUAAUUUACUCUUCGAUCAUUGAAAUUCAACGUGAAAAAUAAAGCCAUCGGCAGCAGGCAGCGAGAAUGAAGGAUCAAACGAGUCCCCUGACCACAGAGGCAAUAAACGAGGCGGCUGCGACGACGAUCGAGGACGUGACUACGACUCCGAGCGCGGCACCUACCAAAUUAUUAUCCGAAGACGCGACGAGCGCAAACAUCGAGAGCGACGAAGACAGCGGCUACCUGAACGCCUCGGAUAAUUCGCUCAGCGCCGACGACGUUGCUACGUGCGAAACUUCCAUCAAGAGUCGUAGUAGCGAGGAGGAAACGAAGCAGCAGCAGCAGCACAAUGACAAGCAGCCAAGCGACGACAGCAGUGGAAGCAAUAGCAAUGAUGAAGAAAAUUCCGCCGUCUCGUCAUCGUCGUGGCGUCUGGAUGUGCCGAGCAAAGUGGAAACUAUGUCGGACGACAAGCUCGUCGAGAUGCUUAAGUCGCUGGGAGAGGAAUUCGAGAAACUACCCGAGCAAGUAGACAGGCGCAAAUGGGCCAAGUCGAGGGUGGCCGAGCUCUUCGGCGAAACGCUGACGCAGCCGCUGCUCGACGUCGCGGCGGGCCAUCUCAUUGACGGCGACAGCGGAAUAAGCAUGGACCAGAGGCCCGACUGGCUCGAUCCCGACAAGUUUCGCCGCGGCCAGAUUUUCGCGCGCGACUUCCAGUUCGGCAUCUCCUACGCCGAGCUCAUCUCCCUCUUCAUGGUGUUCUCGUUCGAGGAGGGCCUGAAGCCCCUCAUCAUGACGUCGCAGUCCGGCACGCCGUUCACCGCCUUCAAGAGAUACCUGUCGACCGGCUGUCGAGUUCAGAGCUGGUACACGUCCGACCCUUGGACCAAGGGCACCCAAGCCUACAGGGACAUGAAAGCCGUGCGCAUGAUGCACGCGGCGGUGAGGAAGCGCAUCGAAGCGACGACGAUCCCCGAGUACGAGGCCAAGACGAGGAUCGACGACGCCUGGUGCCCGACGCUCAACGUCAUCCGGCGCGACUUCCAGUCCACCUGUCCGGCCCCUGCGCCCGGCCAAUGUCCGUACAUGAUCGUCAGUAAAUAUCCCGAGCUGAGGGGCAAAAAAUUGAGCCAAGGCGAGAUGGCCUCGACGCAGUUCGCGUUCGUCGGUCUGGUCGUGCUGAAUCCGAAAUUUUUCGGCAUUCACGCCAGCGACGAGGAUCUGGAGGCUUUUUGCCACACUUGGAGAGGGAUCGGAUAUUUGCUAGGCAUCGAAGACGAGUUCAAUUAUUGCCGAGGAACUUUGGCGGACGUCAAACAAAGAACCAUGGACUUCAUCGAGUACUGGGUUAAACCGAAUUUCCGACAAAUCACUCCGGAAUGCGAACACAUGAUGAGAUGCGUCGUCGAGGGUCUUCAAUACUAUUUUCCCGGCUCCACCUACGAGACGUGCAUUCUAGAUUUGGCCUCGGUAUUGAAUCUUCACAUGCCGCGUUUGUACAAUUCGUUGUCCUAUCAAGCUUGGAUCAGGCACAAUGUCAUAAGAAUGUACUUCAAUUUCUGGAGUCGAUUUUCUGGAAUGCGGACUAUGAUGAACAAUCAACUGAAUCGAUCGAUAGAAAAGGCACGUAAAUUCGACGACGAGAAACUCAACAGCUUAAAAAUUAAAUCCGACAAAUUACUCGAGAGCUACAGAAACAAAUUGCAACAAAAUCGCGAGGCGAACGAUAUCGAUCAGAUACAAGUGGAAUAAUACGACGAGCUGAGAACGAGCAACAAAAAAAUAGACUGUGAUAUAUUACUUUAUGUUAUUUACACCUUUUUCACUUUUUUUUCUCUCCUUCGCCUCUGCAAGAAGGUUACUUUUUUUCGUUAAAAGAUGUUGUCAGCAACAACAACCAUACAUUGUAUAUUACACGCUUCGCGAUGGAUCAAAACUUGCAAAAGAUUUGACAUGCGGUAAUAAAACAGCGAACUUUACGAUCCCUAUUAUGGAAAGUAGGCAACAAUGAUUUUGAUGUGCGCGCUUAAUGUAUGCGUAAUUUUUUUCUCCCUCCUCGACACACGGUCAUAUAAAUCUUAUGAUAUAGGAUAAGCAUAAUUCAUGGAACUCGCAACAACAAAUCGAGCUCGAGAAUCGUGAGUUUCGUUUUCCGAGAUCAUAUUUCUCGCAUAAUUGAGCACCGCCAAGUUAUCUUUAUUGUUAGAGCAGAAUCUUGCCAGGUACAUACACGUGUACGAAGAACUGAAGCAAUAACUGUGUGAGCAGUGGGUCGUUGGAAAAUUCGACGCAUUGCGCGUAUUUCGUCCGAGAGAGCAGUACACAGCUUGUAUGGUCGCAAGAACUCAAAAAUAAGCGGGUUAACUGCGUUUGUGAUUGAUGCAGCUGCUGUCGUAAACACUAUGUAUAAAGUCGGCUGUAUGAAAAGUAAUACUUGCUGAAGCAAUAAUGUCAUUGAUUCGUUGGAGCACGUAUUAUUCAUAAGAUUGUAAAAUAUUCAAUGAAUUAUAUCGUAAUAUUUUUGAUAACAAGCUUAAUUUUUAAAGGA
Molecule: messenger RNA, 3054 nt
Organism: Trichogramma pretiosum
Lineage: Eukaryota; Metazoa; Arthropoda; Insecta; Hymenoptera; Trichogrammatidae
Exons: 5
Coding region: 591-2258 (555 amino acids)
Source: RefSeq, a predicted model, not a curated record